AUGUGGAGGACUGCUACUCAGUAUAAAGAAGUAAUAAGGAGAGCUUGGAGUGCUAGUAUUCAGGGCACUACGAUAUUUAGAGUGUUAAUGAAGUUGAAAAAUGUGAAAGUAGCUUUGAGGGAGCUCAAUAAGAAUGGUUUCCAUGAUCUGCAAGCAGCAGAAGUGCAAGCUUAUAGAAGAAUGAUAGUGUUGCAAGAACAAAUGCAUCAGAAUCAGGCUGAGAAUGGUUUAACACAGAAUGCAGAGGAGGAAUUACAAGCAGUGCAGGAGUAUAAGGAGAAACAUCGAGUGUAUAUGGGAUUCUUGAAGCAGAAAGCAAAGGUGGAAUGGCUAAAAGAUGGAGAUGAAAACACCAGAUUGUUUCAUCAAUCAAUAAAAGCUAGAAGAGUACAAAAUCAAAUAUAUAGUAUAUUUGAUGAGCAAGGUACAUGUCAUGAAGAUAAUGACAAGGUGAUUGAAGCAUUUGUGGAAUAUUAUAAGAAGUUGCUGAGGAGUACUGAACAGCAUAAGACUUCUGUGCUGGCUGAAGUGGUUCAAACAAGCCCACUCUGCACUGAAGAUCAUAAGGCAAUAAUGGAGGCUCCAUAUACAGCAGAGGAGGCUGUUGAGUGCCUUCAAACUAUUCCUUCAACUUCACGCUUGAAAGCUAAUGUGCAAAAGUCUGCUUUCUAUACAUGCGGUAUCAAAGAGGAUGAUAUACAAAGAAUCAUGCAAGCUUGUGGUUUCAUGACGAGUACUCUUCCUUUUAAAUACCUUGGUGUACCUAUUUGCUCCAAGAGAAUCUCAAAAGCUCAAUGUGAUAUUAUUGUGGAGAAAAUGAUAGCUAGGAUUAGAGUUUGGAGCUUUAGGAAUUUAUCCUACAUUGCUAUAACUCAACUUAGUAACUCAGUUUUACCGAGUUUACAUAAGUAUUGGGCCCAAGUGUUCAUUCUGCCAAGAAGUGUAUUUAAUGAAGUUUCCAAGAUCUGCAGGGCUUUCUUGUGGACUGGAGAUGCAUACUCUAACAAACCAGGGGCUGUAGGGUGGGACUCACUAUGUUGGAGUAAGCAAUGUGGUGGACUUGGAUUUAGAGAUGUGCUUGCCUGGAAUAAGCUUGUUUAUGUAAGUAUGUCUGGGCCAUAG
Molecule: messenger RNA, 1122 nt
Organism: Beta vulgaris subsp. vulgaris (sugar beet)
Lineage: Eukaryota; Viridiplantae; Streptophyta; Magnoliopsida; Caryophyllales; Amaranthaceae
Exons: 2
Coding region: 1-1122 (373 amino acids)
Source: RefSeq, a predicted model, not a curated record